UGAGUACAGAAAUGGAAGUGGACUAGGCUGUUAUCAAAGUAGUGCUGGGAAAGUUUGCGCGGAGCCUUCUUUGUGUUUGUUUCAAUUAAGCAUUUUGAGGAGGAGAAUUCUAGGGAGGAAAACAUUUCCAAAACCUUCGUGAUUCAACUUAAGACAUGAAAGAAAACGUAAGAGACUUUCUAAUUUUUAGCUAAGUUUUUUGAACUUAAUAAAGUUUUGGCCAACAGUACGGAAAAAUCCAGGUGAUGGGGAAUUUUUUAUUCAGAGAAUCUUGGAGAUUUCCUCCAAUUAUAAAAAAAAUCAGUGCCCUGGAAAAAUAAUGAAACUUGACAUUUAUGUGUAGAACACUAGGGGACUUCAGUCAAAGAGCGCUCUGCUAACAUACGCUGAAAAUGACAGGUAAUUUUGAUGUUCUUAGUGGACUGGAACUUUGGUUUGCUUCUUGGUCAAAAUGUUAAUGGAAUGGCUAGGACAAUAUUUGUUUGCAACCUUUACUCUUUUCUUGCAACUGUAAAUAGAUGUUGGUAAACAUACAAUUAAAGUCGCUUGCACAAGCAGUGAAAUAUUUGACUGCGUAUUAAGCCCGUGUUGGAUAAGACUAACUUUAAAAUGUUCAUUAUUUGUCUCUCGCAGACAGAACGCUGUUGCAGGUGAAAUUAGGUCAAACAUUCCCAUUUUCAAAGACUCAAGUUGGGAUGUAGUCUCUAAAGUCUAGGCCUUCUCAAAGGGUCUCGAGCGCGUAAUUUAGCAGCUACUUUUGGUUACUUUUCUGUCUCUCCAGUUCCACCCUUCUUUAUUAAGUCUGCAUUUGAAAAAAAUGUGUGGCUGUGUCAAUUAUCUAGCUUAGAACCGUAUUUUAAUACACCUGGUACUACAGUAUAUUUUGCUUUUAAAUAUCUGAUGUACAUACCUCUGGUUUAAACGUGGCUACUUGAUUAUGAUACUAUGCAACCGCCGAAAGAGACUAAUGAAACCGGUCUGCAAUAUUUUGCACAAGAUUAUUUAUAACGUGUUUCGAGAAAUGCUGAGUGAAUUGUUAAAGACCCACAUGCAAUCACGAUGAACUGUAUUUUAGACCAUUAUAAGAAUCUCUGUGUUAAGCAAAGAUAACUACAUUCCAGAUAAAAUAAUUGUUAUCUUUUCCUUAAACUUCCUCGCAUAAGUUCCAAUUCUUUAAAAAAAAUCAAAAUAAAGCGGAGUGCAAUCCCGAAAAGCCCUUUUAGGAAGUUCCGUUCUGCACCAAUCAGAAUCGGCUCUGCAUAUUUGAUAAAAUAUUUUCCUUGUUGUUCCCUUCCCCCAUUCAGUACCCAGAUGAAUAAAUCAAGGCGACCCCAGCAGUAGUUAAAGCGCCCUCUGGUUACAAAUUGUUUACUGAUGGUAUUCGUCAUAGGACAAUAUAUAAAAAAACAAGUUUGCUUCUUACAAUAACUGUUUAUUAUUUCACAUGGUUUGGGGAUAGCGUGUUUUAGAGGAAAUCUAAAAAGAAGCUCAGUGUUUACUUUGCCUUAGCUAUUCAUGAGCACUGCUCUAUUUCGUGUGCUAGUGGUACCACUUCCUCUACCAAGAGGAGGUAUUUCAUAAUAUUUUGUCACACCCUUUUCAUUUAAUGGUCUAAAAUUGCAACUUGAGGGCAAUAUCUAUGUAGCUAUCUAUCAAGGGGCGUCCACCACGAAAAGGAAUAUUUAUACUUUACAGCAAAACUGUAUUUAAAGAAAAGGGAGUCCCAAAACAUGAACAGCUAUAUAGCCUGGAAUGUAUAACGUUACUAUCUAGUCUAAUUCUACAUGGACAGAUCUGUACCGCACUAAGGGCUCUGUAGGUGUAAGAUAGCAUUUAGAAGGCAGCGUUCUUGCGACUGUUGGUGACUAGGUCAAUCCUUUAGAAAUAGUUCUGGUGUCAUUUGUUAUACUGGAUAAUAAUCGUAGAGAGCUAUUCUUCGGAAAGGGCUCAUCAGAGUAAUAUGCACAACAGAGUGCUAAUCAAAAUUAGCAAAACUGAGCGCAAAAUAUAAAAUACAUUCCGAAGACUGAAGGCCUUCAGACAGAUGGGAUACAAUUUAAAUUGCGACCUAAAUUUCAAAAGGGAUAACCUGCUAAAGCAUCCCAAUGUUCCUUUUGUCCUUUAUAGCGUGAAGCCAUUUCUAGUAAAGAUAAAAAAUAGCGAGUUAGUCAUUUAUCACCUUUCCCGGCAUACCCACGGUUUCUAACCCUCCGGAUUGAAAGCCGCCUACUUUGGAUCAAAUCCAGAAAGAAAAGUAAAUCUGGCACACAUACACGGGCCUGACAACUGACAGUUCUCAUAUUAAAUAAGUAUUCACUGACUGCAUUAGUUUGUUGAGAUUUAUAUAAUGUAAUCUACUUCUAUAUGCUCAUAUAAGCAGCUUACACACAAGCUCAUGAGAAACUUCAGGCGGAUUUCCGUUUUAGCAUAUAGCAAUUUGCCCACGUCAGAAACAAAAGCAUAUUGUAAUUAUCAUACAAAAUAUCAUCAGCUGAUUAACUAUGUUGCCCGUUUUGAUUUGUGUAGGAAAUAAAAAAGAGAUGAAUCAGUAUUUUGAUUGGUGUAUUUUAAAAUUUCGAACCAGAGAUGGCGUGGGGGUGAGCUGUCGUUUUGCAUUUAUUUCUUUCAGUUUUUAAUUUUUAAUUCAACUAAUCAAAGAAUUUAACGGCUCUAUUAAUAUACCCAUUCCACUUUUCUGCAAUUAAUAACAUAUUAUUUUGAUCGUUUUGUCUCCGUAUGCCAUUAAUUUAGAACCUCCACUAAAUAACACUUUUACUUGCUUUGAUGCUUAUCAAACUGCACUUGUUUGUUUUUAUGUAACCUCCAGAUGAUUUUGCUAUAAGCAGAAUUUUAAAAAAAUAUUUAUCGCGCCCUGGAAUUCACACUAUUAUUUGAAAUUUCUUUAAAGUCGGGGUUAAUCUUCAAGAGCCACUUUGUUAAGUGUUUAAAAUGUAGUAGCUACACACGUUGCAUGCCAAAUUAGUUCAGUUUAUUCAAAAUUGACCAUUAUCUUUUAUAGUUAAGAAUCAAGUGAACAUUAUUAGUUUUAGUUCACUGGGUUUGAUGAUGUUAGUUACUAUUUGCCUAGGCCUUGUUAGCGAUUAAAGAAAGCACAGAUAAUACACAGCCGAGUUGAGUUCAUGAUCUAAGCUAAGUGCUUUGACCAUCAAAGCAACUCUGUUCAUUACUAUAAACAAAACAAUACAGUGCAUAUAUUUCUGUUUCCUGUUGCAAGUUAUACUUGAUUGAAUAACUAUCCUUUGCGUUAAGGUAUUCAGUCUUACUAAUGCUGAAAACCAAUCUCUCUGUAGCAGAUCUUUUGCUACAAAGGCUAAAAGAAAGAGUUGGUUUAAAGCAUGUUUUCCCUCUUUGAUUAGUCUGUGUCCUGUAUUUCUGCUCCCCGGUUUCUUCGCUUUAGCAUUUGCAAAGCAAUUCUUUGUACAAUUUUUAUAAUAAUUUUAUUUAGUCUGACAAGGAUUUGGCAUACUUUUCCUAUUAUCCUGUUUUAUUUGAAAGAUAAUUAUAAUAUUAAAAGAUAGCUGGUUACUUUAAAAAAACUAAAAAAAAACAUUUGGAAGGAUUUCAAGCGUUAUCCUUCUAUUAAUAUGGUUUUGAGAUUUGCAAUCCAUUUCUAUUUAAUUUGACAAAUACAAAACAAACAUGCCGCAAGAGCAGACUUCCCCGGUGUAAAUGUUAUUCCCGAUUUGCGUACAGAAAUAUAUUUUGAACGUCGAACUUAGGGUCACAUUUGAUCGUAUUUAGAUCCGCAUUUAUAACGUUAAGCCUAUUGAUAAUAACCUUCCUGUAUACUAGCCAAUAAACUGGUUCCUUAUAUGGUAUUAAUUUUGUUAGCAGUGAUAUGGCCCUCAUAGGAAUCUGAUAAGGGUUUGUCUAUCACACAUUAACACAUUGUGGAGUAAGUCAAGUUUGGGAAAUAGACACAGCAUUACAGGAGGAAAGGGUAAGAAAUAGAGGGUUCCCAUAGGCUGCUUGAUAUCCCCAGAUUACUGCAUUCGACCAUUACGUCCUACUUGGCAGUCGUCUGUAAGCAAUAGUAUAAUGCUCAUUAGAUAACAUUUGAAAAAUAAGCAGCGUUUCCAUAAAGAUUUUAUGGGCGCUGCAAAGUUGUAACAGCCUCUACCAGCUCGCAGCGUUUCCAGCUGACAGGGAAGGAACCUUGGGAGGGCCCCUUCAGUUUAAUUUGCCCAGGGAAACUAACAUGUGCGUCCCGCUGUUUUCUGUGCGUUUCAGAAUAACUUGUCCAGGGGAAUGUCAAAAUGUGAGGAGGAAUUUCCUCGUUGCAGGCGAACGCUAAAAUAUUAAACCACGUGAGGCUGCACAGAUCAAUAGAUCGAGGGGAAAUGGACAGAGUGCAAUUGACACUGUUAUUCUUGUAACGUUCUCCUGGAGCCUUUGAACGCCAAGGGUAUGCGCUGCAGGAGUGUAUGGCUGAGCGCCUGCCCGGCACAGUCAAAGCGUGGUCAGAAAGGAAGCCAAGUGACCGCUUUAACUGUUUCCUUGGCACUCCUAUUGGUCACGGCUGGCUUUAUGCAAGAGCCGGAUGCCAGAAUGAGGCGAGCACGGAGAUUUAAUGAGCAAUAUUUAUUUUCCAAGCGGCUAUUUGUACUCAUCUGGGAGCCGAGACAGCCGAGACAGCCGAUCCUUUGCUUCUAGGAUCUGGCUGGAUCCGCUUGGCGCUUUCAACCCAUGUGCUGCGCGAGAAUUUGUCACCGGAUGCUUUCAAAGGAUCCUGAAAAACCCCACGCAGCCACAGACCGGGCGCAAAAGCGGGUCGUUUCUCCUAGCCAGCUGCAUGAUUUUAGAAUAGCAUAAAUGGAGAGGUGAUGGAAGUGACCCAUCAACCGGCUCUUUCAUUACAAUGUCUGUCUAAGGCGCUGUCUGCGUGUCUGUCUGCUUUCUGCUUCCCGGCUCCGCUACAAUUACAUAUUGACUGGACAGCGCGGGUUCAUAUAGCCGGGUCAUUUUUCUGAGUGUCUUUCUGAUGAAAUGGUCGGUACAUUUUAAAAGAUUCACAGUGAAUGGUCCAAAUGAGAAACUGUAAUAUCUAAUUACCAGCGUACAAACACUUGGAUCAAUAAGGCGGCCAGGAAUCCAUUUUAACCGGUUACAGUUGGAUUCUUUCUGUGACUGCUGUCUUUCCAUUUGGUAUGUUAACUAAAUGGGGGGAGAGGGAUUCCAAGGUGAACUGCAGUAUUAGAAGAUGCAAUCCCAAUAUCAUUCCUCCCACAAUCGCAUGCAUUAGUUAUUCAUUGAUUCUUUUUAGCCAACCACUGUUUCUCGCCAGGAAAUUUCAGACUAGUUUACACUGAUUCACCUUUGGUAGUGAUGCUAUUCUGGAAAUAGCUAUUUAAAAAAAAAAGGAUUAGAAAAGCUAGAAUCCUUUAUACCCUCAAGUGGUGCGUGAUAAAUAAUAACACUUUUUUAAAAAGUGGGCCAACAAAUAAAAAGUCACAGACCCUAGCCGUAGAAACAGGGGAUUCCUGACUUUAUUGAUAUCAUCAUAAACACAUGCUGUGCAAAUGAAGCAAACACGCCUGAUUUCCGGAAAGCUCAACAGUAGGAAAAUAAAUGAUCAUAAAAGGUCCAUUUAUACAUCGCUUCGUUUUAGGUAAUCAUAGAUUUCAGACUGCUCUGCCACUUUGUAGCCGUGAAUGUGAUAGUAGAGGACUAUAAGGUAUGCUAACACUAAAAUAAGGUAGGGAACUGUUUGCUUUUGAGUGUGCAAUUCUGUCUCCGCACACACUUAUAGCAUUCCCUGCCUCUCCCUAUAGCUAGGGAGGUGGGUAGCUAGAGGGGUGCGUAUGGCUGGAAGUAGAUAUUGCACAUUAAUAUACAUCUAUAUUCUAAAUACAGAGGUCGACCUCAGAGCAGCUCUGUGCAUACGAAACCAAACUGGGAGGGGUUGCUGGCCGGGCUUGGGUUUCCAUUGGCUGCAAGCAUUCGCCGUGGCGCGGGGGUAUCUCUAAUCAUAUUCAGCAUGUUUUGCACAAGAAAUGUCAGCCAGAAAGGGCUAUCGGCUGCCUUCGCCCAAUUAUUCCACAACAAUGUCAUGCUCCGAGAGCCCGGCUGCAAACUCUUUUUUGGUAGACUCCUUGAUCAGCUCGGGCAGAGGGGAAGGAGGCGGAGGCGGAGGCGGAGGAGGCGGCGGCUACUAUCCCAACAGUAGUGUCUUCUUGCCACAGGCGUCCGACUUGUCCUAUGGGCUGCAAAGCUGCGGGCUCUUCCCAGUUUUGAGCAAACGCAAUGAAGGUGCCGCGCCAAGCAUGGUCCCCUCUUCGCAUCCCUACGUGUCAGGGAUGGAGGUCUGGCUAGAGCCCCCCAGGUCCUGUCGCCUGGAAGAGCCUGAAAGCCAGCAGGCCACCUCCUGCUCCUUUGCUCAAACCAUUAAAGAGGAGACCUCUUACUGCCUCUAUGACUCAGACAAAUGUGCUAAGGGGGCAGCGGCCACCGAGCUGUCUCCUUUCCCGAGGCUAAGCGCUGAGGUCUGUCCCAUGAGCAACGCUAGUGGGGUUCCUGUCCCGGGCUACUUCCGCUUGUCUCAAGCCUAUGGCACUUCCAAGAGCUACGCAGCUGGGCCAGCGGCUGCGCCCCAGUUCCCACCGCAGCCCCAAGGUCGCUUUGAGGCGGCUCCAGCGUUGCCGCCAGUUCCGACAGACGCGGGGAGGAAGGAGACCGAGGAGGCUUCCCCCAACACCUUGGCGUGCGUCUCCCAGAGGGAGGAAGACGCCCAAGCUUCGUCUUCGACCGCAGAAGAGCUCUCCCCAGCUCCGUCAGACAGCAGCAAGCCCUCUCCUGAGAAAGACCCCAUAGGCAAUUCAAAAGGAGAAAAUGCAGCAAACUGGCUAACCGCAAAAAGUGGCAGAAAGAAACGAUGCCCCUAUACCAAGCACCAAACUCUCGAGCUGGAAAAGGAGUUUCUAUUCAAUAUGUACCUGACUCGUGAGCGUCGCCUAGAGAUCAGCCGAACAGUCCACCUAACAGACAGACAAGUUAAAAUCUGGUUUCAGAACCGCAGAAUGAAACUGAAGAAAAUGAACCGAGAGAAUAGAAUCCGGGAGCUCACAGCCAACUUUAAUUUUUCUUGAUAAACCUAUAAACACAUUUUUAUGGUUUAAAGAGCCAGUAUCAUUUUCCUAGGCUUUAGUAAUCUGCACCUGUAUGGAUUAAGGAUUUUUAUACAUUCGCAGUAUGUCCAUAACUUCUUUAUAGCUAUUUCUGGGAGGGGGAGCCACAAUGAUGCAUAAAAUUCCAUAUGUGUGCCGCCCUUGUUCCAUUACCAUUGCCUUGAAGUUAUUUGUUUCCUUAACCUUGAAACAGAGACAUAGUAUUUCCAGAGCUGCAAAUAUAUGUGUGUGGUUUUGUUCCUCUCCAAAAAGUAAGCAACCCCGGUAAAAGGCGCAUUGCAAUUUUAAAUGAUAAUAGAAAGAUGUGGACUGUGCAGCUUAAUAAUGAAUGAUUGAAACCUUGCCAUAGUUCUAUUUAGUGGGAGUUCAACUUUUUUACCCCCCAAAUGGCAGGAGUUCCAAUAAUUAAAUGCAGGCAUGUUUUUUAAAAAGGGCUUCAGGGGAACUGGUGUUCGGCUCCGGUUUUCUUUUUCUUUUCCUUUCACAGAGCAUUUCAUAUCAGAAGCUUUAAAAUUGGCCAGGAAAAUGAGACCUCUUCUCUUUAAGAAUAUAAAAGAUCGCGUGUUGAUUAUGGACUAAAUUAUUACACUUACCUCUGAAUUCCACCCACUCUUUCUGGUUGUAGAUAUUGACCAUAAUGUAAUUUUGCUUAAAUAUGUGGAAUUAGUGGAUUUUUGUCUCGGAAUGACGUUACCGCUGGUAACGCAUGACAAGCACACAAUUCCCCCCCUGUCUUGAGAGACAAAAUAGUCCCCUUUACUAGCUAAGUUCAUAGAGAAGUCUCCAUACUGAACAGCAGAAGGACUUGCUGAGCCAGAGAGCGAGGGAGCGUAUGUCCGCCUAUCCCUUUAUACUGUGAAAUUACAUGCAUUAAAAAGGUCAAACGUGUAGGUGCAAAAAAAGAAGGGGAGAAAUAUAAAUACAGAUAUGUAUAAAUGUCUAUUAUUAUAAAAAAUGGCGAUACUGGUUUAAGCAAAUGCAUUCUAUCAUUAUUAUAAAUGUUAGUUCUAGCUCUAUCUAGUACUUACCUUAAAUCGGAAUAAAUUAAUAUUGUAAUGCUGCUGUGCGUGAAAAGACGAUGUUUAUGUUCUCCUAGAAGAAUAAAAGACGUGGAAUGAA
Pelodiscus sinensis (Chinese soft-shelled turtle) is the source of this 8264-nucleotide messenger RNA. It is a transcript of the gene HOXA10, whose product is annotated as homeobox A10. The record is from RefSeq and is a predicted model, not a curated record. Gene Ontology annotation, biological process: regulation of transcription by RNA polymerase II. NCBI's taxonomy places the organism in Eukaryota, Metazoa, Chordata, Testudines, Trionychidae. Gene Ontology annotation, cellular component: nucleus. Gene Ontology annotation, molecular function: RNA polymerase II cis-regulatory region sequence-specific DNA binding; DNA-binding transcription factor activity, RNA polymerase II-specific.